UUUAUAUAUACAUUCGCCAGUCGCCUUACAAAGCAAUACAUAUUUUAAUUAUAUGAAAAUUUGAUAAAUAUAAAGUUCAUUACAUAAAUUAUACAGGUUAGUUAUCAACAAUGGAAGAUGUCAAGGACGUGUACAUUUCUCCGCUGCCGGAAUCUAUAUACGUAAAACCAUUUAGGUUAAAUUACACACAAAAUGGGAAGGAAAAAAAUUGGGACCUGCUUGAGGUUCACGAUAGCGUUGCUAUCGUAGUUUUUAACAUAACUAGGAAAGUUAUGAUCUUCGUUAAGCAGUUCCGACCAGCAAUAUAUUACAAUAGCAUUCACCCAGAUGAUCGGAAAUCAAAAGUAAUAGACACCAAAAAGUAUCCAGCAUCCUUGGGCAUUGCUCUGGAGAUGUGCGCAGGAAUCAUAGACAAGAAUAAGCCAGUUGAACAGAUUGCUAAGGAGGAGGUGCUAGAGGAGUGUGGUUAUGAUGUGCCUUUAGAUAAAUUACACAAAAUUAUCUCUUAUAGAUCUGGUGUAGGAGUUCAAGGUUCCUUACAAACAUUCUUCUAUUGUGAAGUUACUGAUGACAUGAAGACAGAGCAAGGUGGCGGAGUAGACGACGAAAUAAUAGAAGUGAUUGAGAAGACAAUACCGGAAAUAGAAGAAAUGGUGACGUCUCCCGGGCCGAUAUCCAGCCCACCGAGCUGCUUGUUCGCACUUAUGUGGUUCUUGCAUUAUAAAGCACCGAAUUUCGCUAAGUAAAUACAUUUAUGGAGUUAUCUUAUACGUAGAGAAUGGUUAUUUGGUGAUAUGUUUGAGUAUAAUGUAACCUGAGUUGUUAAAUUAUCAGAUUAUAGUAGAACCACAGUAUUACAAUAUUAUUUCCUACAGUAAUGAAACGCCUUUGAUGUCGCGCGAUGCCGCCGCCAGCGUAGGUACUUACGCUGCCACACGAAAAUACGCUAGGGUUGCAACAAAUGGGAAAUAAAACAAUUGUGAUUAUUAAUAUUAUGAUGAAAUCAUUUAUUCAUAUGUACAUUCAAAAUAAUUGCGAUUAUUAAAUCUGAUGUAAUUAUUUGUUCAUAAAUAUAUAAUUACAGAUAUUGCACUGCUAAAUAUUAUUUACGUGGACACUUUAUUUUUGGAUGUUCUUAAUUGUAUAUUAUACCAUUUAACUAAGUAAUGCAUUCGCAUUGGGAUGUACAAUCUGAUUAGAAAAUAAUGAGGACAACAUAAUAUACAUAGCUUUGAUUUUAAUUCAACAGAUACAAUUAAUACAAUCUUUCUGA
This is a messenger RNA of Colias croceus (clouded yellow), 1273 nucleotides long. RefSeq names its product uridine diphosphate glucose pyrophosphatase NUDT14-like. The record is from RefSeq and is a predicted model, not a curated record. The coding region runs from base 111 to 746 and encodes 211 amino acids. NCBI's taxonomy places the organism in Eukaryota, Metazoa, Arthropoda, Insecta, Lepidoptera, Pieridae. Gene Ontology annotation, molecular function: metal ion binding; UDP-sugar diphosphatase activity. Gene Ontology annotation, biological process: ribose phosphate metabolic process; nucleoside phosphate metabolic process. The transcript has 5 exons.